UCGUGUAGUCGCGGAGUAGCAAGCAGUGUUGGCUAGGCCGCCGCCACGGCCGGUCUUAGAUGGGCGAGCUACAAUAUCCAGGCGCUGCCAGCGUCACGGACGACGAGAGGCAAUACCGCGCCCCGUUCAGGCGAGCGCCCCAGUACAGGUGGCCAGCGCCCGCGCCCCCACAGCCCUCGGCCUUCGCCCCGUGGCGUAGAGCGCCCGCUCCGCCGCGACCGCCCGACUACAGACGCAGUGCGUCUUACCCAGGAAAGCCUGAUGAAGGAUUCCAGGACCGAAGCGGCUUGGACAGUAUGCGUUCAUUAGAACACUAUUUAACGGACAUCAUGAGGGCGGACACGUCUGAAAAUAUGAAAAGCAAGUCGCCUUUCUUUCCCGGAGUGGAGGAAGGUGCCGGUGCUGCCGGGGCGGGGUCGCCUGCCGUCUCCGGGGACCAAACGCAGGAUGUCGUGAACCGACUCAGCGCCGCCGGUCUUUCGAUGUGCGUGAGUGCGCUCGGAUCGCCGGCGCGAUCGUCACCAGUGUCCGCCGGUUCUGAGCACGGCGAGCGAUUUAGCCGUAAAGUAUUUGUCGGCGGAUUGCCACCAGACAUCGACGAAGACGAGAUAACGUCUUCGUUUCGUCGCUUCGGGCCGCUGGUGGUAGACUGGCCUCACAAGGCUGAGAGCAAAAGCUAUUUUCCGCCCAAGGGUUACGCUUUUCUGCUGUUUCAAGAUGAAAGUUCGGUGGCUGCUUUGAUGGAAGCGUGCAUCACCGACGAGGACAAGCUGUACCUGUGUGUGUCGUCACCGACCAUCCGCGACAAGCCGGUCCAGAUCCGACCGUGGCGGCUGGCGGACGCUGACUUCGUACUGGACGCAAGCAUGCCGCUCGACCCGAGGAAGACCGUCUUCGUGGGAGGUGUUCCGCGUCCACUUAAAGCCGUCGAGCUUGCGAUGAUCAUGGACCGGCUGUACGGUGGAGUUUGCUAUGCCGGAAUCGACACUGACCCGGAACUCAAAUACCCGAAGGGCGCCGGACGGGUUGCGUUUUCGAACCAGCAGUCAUACAUAGCGGCCAUCUCGGCGCGGUUCGUGCAGCUGCAGCACGGCGACAUUGACAAGCGCGUCGAGGUGAAGCCGUACGUGUUGGACGACCAGAUGUGUGACGAGUGCGCCGGAGCGCGGUGCGGCUCGAAGUUUGCGCCGUUCUUUUGCGCCAACGUCACUUGUCUACAGUAUUAUUGCGAGCACUGCUGGGCGACGAUUCACUCUCGGCCCGGGCGCGAGUUCCACAAGCCGCUGGUGAAGGAGGGCGCCGACCGACCGCGCGCCGUGCCCUUUCGCUGGUGUUAACAAUCUACGGCGACGACGACUACCGACGGACAACAGACAGCCGAGUCUGCGUAUGUAACUUGACGUUCUAUAGCUUGACGAUUGACUGGUGCCAGCCAUAGCGACUAACCUUUCGUCGCUGGCAACAACAUCUGGGUCUCUAUGUAAAUGACUGUGUUUUUGUUUUUCUAUGAUUUGCCAACUGUCUCGCCGCUUGGCAUAAUUGUCGGCGUCCGAACUGUAAAUUGCCAACGUCUGUGCGGGGAUGCUGCAAAGAUGUCGGCAAUCGGUGAGACUUGGCCGAGAAGGUCUUGUUUGAGAAAUUGCGAACAAAACACAUUUGUGUCCAAUAAACGAAAUUUAACGUUCAAUUAGAAAUGCUUUAACGUUUAUCAUAAAUAAAAAGCAGCACGUGUUUUUUUAAAUAUUGCCUUUAAGUGGCCGGCGUCGAUAAUUUUUCAAACAAGACCUCUGAAUUUUUUUUCAACAGACAAUACCGUGAAACUACGAUUUUAGUAGAAAAUUUAAAAACUCCGCAACAUUAUCACGGACGUGACUCGCGAAUUACGGAUUAGUAUCGAGAUGUUUCUAAAUUUUGGACGCUUGUGGUUUUCGCGUCUAGAAUGCUGCAUUAUUUACUACUAAUAAUUAUUAAUGUUAAGCAAAAUAUAUAGAUUCAAGUACAAUAAUUACUACCAUUUUUUCCUAUAAACUCGCUUUCGACAUUAAGGCAACCAAGUUUAGUCGAUUACGGUACAGUUGCUAUUUUCGUGAGCGGGUUUGUUGAAAAUGGUUUUCUUAUAUAAGCAGAAUGUAACCUGAAUUAGCUAGCAUCUGUCCGUUUGUUGUUUGCGGCGACGUAUAUUGCGCGCGGUCGCAUUUUAGAUUACGUGGCCGUGCACUCGUUUAGAUAUUAAACGUUGAGAGACGAUUGGUCUUGAUUUCUUGAAGGUUUCUCCAUUAAGAGCACCGCAGGAGGAAUUGGGCUCGAAUUUGGAUGAGCAAUAGUCUAUUCCACGAGCAGUAGGUGCGUUCUCCUUUGGGUGCUCUAUGAGGAAAUCACAAAGUAAAACUGUACCUGUGUAGCUAGUAUAAAUUCUUGUGUUUUUUUAAAAAUUAGUUUUCGUUCGGUAUUGUCGACUGGGAGUCGAACGUUGGUGCGUUCUCGAAUAUUCUGUGGUUGUUGUUUGUUGUCUUUUUCCUUUCGUGUUACUACUGCGUUUGAUGUAUACUGGUUAUUUGUGUUGAUUGAUUUGAGAAUAUGCCUUGCCGUUUUCAUGGUUAAGUUUUGUAUUGUAAAAAGGUUGUAAAGGCUAUUAUGGUAACGGGUUUCGAUGAUUUUUUUUGUUUUGAUGGAUUCUUGAUUUUAUGGCAUUGUUCUAAGCGCUAUGAUGACGGGUAGACUCUUGCCACGAAUCUGGAAUGUUCGGAAUCCACUAAAACUGACAAUCACGGUAAGAUCCCGAUAAAAUCGAUAAGUGCAAGGAAUAUAAUAUUGUAAAUCAGCCCUUUCUAAAUAUGACUCACAAUUUUGUUCCUUGGACGUGUUGUAAUAAUUUGUGCUGUCAAAAUAGUUGCUGAGAAAUUUGAUAGAUUUUGGUGAUUUAAUCCUGGUAAUUUAUAAAAAAAUCGUAUAGACAUUUCUCAGUCGAUCAACGCGAAUAAACUACAGUUGUUUGAUCGUGUUUUUUUCGUUCUAAAGAAAUGACUCAAGUUGAUCAAUUUUCGAUGAUUUGCUUUUCGAAUUAAAAGUAAACUACACAUUAAAAAACAAAUUAAUACUAUCUUUUUGAGUAAAUUUGAGUAAAGCCUUUGACGAAACGCGCGAUCAAACUUGAUAAUGACUUUUGUUGUCUCUUGUCAUCCUGGGAGGCGUUUAGUGGAGGGGGAGGAGUGUUAGUACAAAAUGGAGGCACGUUAUGACGACGAGGCUGAUUCACUUGGUUUUUUGGGUACUUUAAUUUGGUAAUUUUUAUAUCUCGUCGUCAAAAACGAGUCUUAGUCCUUUUUGAAGAGUUACCAAUAAUUGGGCUGUAGAUUUUUUAUGUAUGUAGCGUAUUUUAAUAUAAUAUAUAUAUAUAUAUUUAACCAAAUGAAAUAUAUUUUCGAUUCGCCGGGAUAGUGCAAUGGACUAGUAGGUUUUGAAAAUUUAGUGUAAAAAAUCGUUUUUUUUUUUUGUACGUGUAAAACUGUUGCUAAACAUUUUGAACGGCAACGACACUUGGGAUUUGUAGCCCGCACGUGGCCUCUGUGUUGCAACACCAUUAAUUGUAAUUUUUAUCUUUACAUUUAUACGUCAAUCAAAUUGAGAAGCAAUAUAUUUAUUUAGGCCUUAGUGUGUUAGUUAAUUUGAGAGGCGCUCGUGCAUGUCGUGGCGUUAGUGAAUUUGACUUUAGACUUUAAAAUUAUAUAAAUAAUGUUUAAUGAUUCCGUAGACUAAAGACUAAGACUAAAACAUAAAUUAAAAACAAUAGAAGGCAAAAUUAGGCAAUCCGGGCGCUAACAGAAAUCGACAUGAUUACUUCAGUGCACCGCGUAAAACACCGGUGACCUACAAGGCAGUCAAUGUGUUAAUGAUGUGUAGUUAAUUUUUAUUUGGCAACAUUUUAUAUGCACAUAAAAUGUAAUUUAAAAAUUGUGUGUGUAUUUAGAUUAUUUUUAUUUUCCUUGUUUUUUGAUGUGAGUUAGUGGUAAUUUUGGCGAUUUGCAGCGCGUUUUGAUGCAGCGAUUAGGACGCUCAUUAGCUGUGCCCGGUUCGGUUGGGAAUAAUUCUGAAACUGUAGAAUAAUUGGCAUUGAAGAACUAGGCUAGGGGUGUUUUCGUCGCGAAUGAGAAGGGUCGCAGAUCGCCUUGAGAUGACGAAUAUUUUUCUAUAUUUUUAAAUUAGAGGACCAAUUAUACUUUGCGGGGGGAUGCUUCUGUAUUCGUAGCGCCCGCGAGAACUCGUUGAAUUUGGUGAUUCACUUCAGUUUGAUGAGUUAUCUACUUUCUAAAUGUUUCAUGUGCGUUUUGGGUACGCCACGUUGAAUCGGCCAAACAAAAUCUAGGCAUGAUGUUUGUAGUUUAAAAACAAUCAUUUUUUCUCCACUAGUAAGCGGUGUGGCCUGCGCGCUUGUGUGAUAUGCCCCGGCCGCUUGCCUGUAUCGUCAAGUUGUACUUAAUAUCCGUCGGACUGUAUCCCUGAAUCACCACGGAUAUUGUAGACUGUAGUUAAAAAGACUAGCGAUUUUUGGAUGGUUUUUUCUUUAGAAUGUUACUGUAGUUUCCUCGUGUCUUGGGCUCUAUGCUUAAAGCGUGCCUUUCGUCUGUCCGUUUGUUGAUGUUACCCCUCCUGAAUCGGUUUAGUUUUGGGCACAAGAGCUCUUGCGCAGCUCUGCGUGAUGACCUGCGAAAUGUUAGGUUUUUCACUUUCCUGGUAAUUCUUUGAAUCGACUGGUCACGUAUUACCAAGCUCGUGAACUAAAUCUUAAACUCUCGAUGUCAUCGAUUUUUCUUUUUGAGUUCCGUGCUGAGCGCCACCAAUGUUCGGGAUUGUUGAUCGACCGUUACAAAUUUUAUUAGAAUAUUUAUUGUUUUUUUACCUCUAUGUAGUUACAAAAUAGAGGUAAAAAACAAUAUAAUAUAUUCUAAUAAAGUUUGUUACAAAAAUCUGUCUGGUUACAAAAAAUAGGCAUAUAUUUUUGAAACGAUACGUGAUUUUCGGAUUAAAGAAACAAUUUUUUCUAAAGUUUAAGUAGGUGCAAUUGUAUUUAUUAGAGAGGGCAUUUUAGUGAAAUUUUCAUUGACGAAGUCGCACCGUGAAACUUGACGUUGAAAUUAAUAAAUAUAAAGAUCACUUCUUAAUAUAUAGAAACUUAGACGAAUAGUUUGAAAUUUUUAUAUAUUUUCUUAGAGCUUAGGUAAUUUAAUAGUAAUAAUUAUAGUAUGAAUUUUAAUACGUAACGUUUCACGGUGGAGGCGCGCUGUCUCUGUUGUAGUGAAAUUGAUAAAAAUUAAAUAUAAUAAUAUAAUAGUCGAAAUGUGAAUAUGAAAAAAGAUUUUUCUCUCGUAAGUGAAAAAGUUUAAAAUAGAGCAUAUUUUUUAAAUUACGCCCUGUGCGCAUUCUUAACGAAGAUGCAUUUCCAUCUUUCUUAUUUCAUAACCGACACAAUGUUUCCACAUUCUCGUUUCAUGGUAGAAUUUGAAAAUUUAUUCCUUGCAACUCUGAACGUCUUUAUUUCUGGGGAUUUGUGCGUUUUUAUUUGAUAUAUUAAUAAUUGUGUUUAUUUGAUUUGGUGGGAUUGCUCAAAUGAUUGUUCUCGAAAUUGCGCCCCCUUGAUGUCCCCUCCCCUCCCCCCUUAAUGAAGUUCAACAAUGGCGAAAUGCUUCGAGGAGCGUGUUGUGUGAAUGUCGUAUAGCACUAUCCCAUUUUGUAUUUUUGUAUUUUUAUAAAAAAAAAACGAUGAUUGUGUAUAAUAAUUCGGAUUCGGACGUGAUUUUUUUGAGCGCGCAACGUUGGUACGCCUGUGCACGCGUGGUCUGUCGAUGAAUGACUAUGGUCUCCCAACGACUGGUGACUUGUGUUUUGAAGAUGUUGAGGUUGAGAGUUGUGUGCGAGCCGUGGUCUUACUGUUUAAAUGGAGUUUUUUUUUUAUUGUUUAGCGUUUCACAUUGACGGGAGAGAGUUUCUCGCCGCCUUUUGAUGCGUUCUCGUAGUGGUUUGUUGUGUCGUAGAAUUUUUAAUUUCACGUUUUUCAGUUAAUUUGGAAGGAUGUUUAAGUUUUAACUACGGGAUUGCCUUGUUCGUUUAUAGGUUGACUUUGGUUUUGUUUAUAAUCGCUUUGUCGUUCUGCGAUGCGGUUUUUUCGAGUUUUUGAAAGCUGCGAUUGAAAAAUUGGGACGUUUUUCGCGUGGCGUUUUAAUUUUUCUGUCGUCGUUUCCUACUUACGUUGUUAUUGUUGUAUGUUAUCCGUUUUUAUUGUGUACGUGUUUAUAAAAAAAUAAAAAUUCUGUUUGGAUAAUUUUGUAUGGCAUAUCACAGAGUAUAGUUCGCACUGCGGGGGGCAGUUUGUCAUACGUAUAUAUUAUUAUGUAUAUAUUUAAGUAUUAUAUUAAAAUAUUGUAUUUAAUAUGUUAUUAAGAAAGAAUUUCGUAUAUAUAUAUAAUAUAUACUGGGUGUUAGGAGACCGCUUCCGAAAACGAAGACAGACGAUAAUACUAAUGACACCUUUAAUGAUGGAGUUAUUUAGACAAAUGUUGUAAAUAAGUAUUUGUGGGAUCGCGCGAGUCUACGCUGCAUCAGCUGUUUUUGAUUUUGUGUUUCAUUGCUGUUUUUUUUAGUAAUGUAUUUAUUAUGAAACUCGUUUCAUUCAGCUGUACUAAAUGAUAGACCGUACAUAAUGCUAAUAAAACGUUUUUAAAAUAUAUAUUUUUAAAUCAGGUUUUUUUUUCCGUCCCGUCAUCAAAGGUGUCAUUAGUACUAUCGUCUGUCUUCGUUUUGGGAAGCGUCUUCUAGCACACAGUAUACAUUUUUUUAAAUGAAAUUUGAUACUUUUUAGCUAAAAUGAAACUGUUCGAAUUGUUGUUGUUGUUAUGAAAGUGUACGUCCCCUCGUCGUUCUCUCGAGUGAGUUUCGCACCAUUUCACUUGCAUGUAUAUAGAAUCGUUGGAUUUCCUAGUAAAAAAUUAAAAAAAACCUUAAAAAUCCGCAAAAAAAAAGUAAACAUUUUUUGAUACUUCUAAAUCGGAGCGGAUCGGCGUAUUAGUGAAUUUCUCGUAUUUAGCGUUUCGCGCGAACGGGAAGCGUGUGUUCUCUCGUGCUAGAAUAUUUUAGUGAAAAUUUGAACGGUUUAUAUAAAUAAAUAAAUAAUACGAUGAUAGAGGAGUGUAGAUUCAUUACCUAGAUGAAAAUUAAAUAAAAAUAGUACCUAAAUAAUUAAUGAAGUUAGACAAAUGUUUUUAGUUUUUUUUUCGAUGUCUGUGCGCGCGCCAUUUCAAUGCCCAAUCCGUUGACGUUUGGUGGUUGUGUUGCCAGUUCGCUCUACCGGACCCCCGACGUCGCUUUGGGCCUUGAAAGCUCGCGGUCUUCAAUGAAGGUUUAUCACUAUAUUUUUUAAUAAUUCUGAAUUUUCUCUUAGUGAUUCACGCCGCGAAUGGUGCAUUUAAAAUUAUUUUUUUAAAACAGGAUUUUGCAGUCGCCGUCUCGAUAUACUUUAAUAAAUAAUAAAUGCAAUAUCCCAUUGGUUUGGUUUCAGAUUUGUACUUAAAAUGAUUGUGGAUAUUUAUGUAUUUGCUCUUGAAAUUGGAGUAAUUAAUAUUGUGACCUACUUGUUUGUCUGCGUAGAGGCAUUAAAUUAAUGAAGCCUUAAAUAUGUCGAGACGACGACACCAUUAUUGAUUCCCAAAUGAAAGUAUAAUAUAUUUUUAUAGAAAAUUGUUUCUGUCGAGUGUUUCAUAGAAUCAGUUUUGUUGAUUUGUGGUCGUGUUUAUUACAUUUGCAAUGGUCGUCCGGCACGCUGCCUCUGGUUCGGUUUGUUUUUUUUCAUUCUUAAAAACAAUUUUACCUAGUGACAACUUAGUGAGAGAAUAUGUAAUUAAGAUUAAUUUUUAAGCUUUCCUUUAGCGAUAAGCACUCUAUGGGCAAAAUGCUUGUGAUCUUCUCGUCUGUCAACACAGUCUGUUUGUUGUAAUUUUUGAUUUUGCGGUAAAUAUGUUAAUGAGAUGGCGGCAGCAAGCAUAUGUCACAAACUACUCUGUUUUGCUGUGGGUGGGUCGUUCAGAAAUGCGCUUUGACGGACGAAAAGAUCUCGGUAUUAUGCGAGACCGAACCGGACUAGCAGUUUUGAUUUGGAAGUUUUGAGCAUUUCAACAUGUUUAAUGUGUUUUUUUUCUCACUUUUAAAUAAUUAUCUAUAUUGGCGUUGUCGAAUUUGCUUUUAUAUUACUUAUUUUAAUUCAGUUUAAAUAAAUGCAUAUGAAUUCUUUUAGACUAUUGUGAAAACUAUUAAAAUGAAUUUGAAACUU
Molecule: messenger RNA, 8317 nt
Organism: Bombyx mori (domestic silkworm)
Lineage: Eukaryota; Metazoa; Arthropoda; Insecta; Lepidoptera; Bombycidae
Gene: orb2
Product: translational regulator orb2
Exons: 10
Coding region: 60-1337 (425 amino acids)
Biological process (GO): negative regulation of cytoplasmic translation
Cellular component (GO): synapse; nucleus; neuron projection
Molecular function (GO): ribosome binding; mRNA regulatory element binding translation repressor activity; translation factor activity, RNA binding
Source: RefSeq, a predicted model, not a curated record